This is a messenger RNA of Sapajus apella (tufted capuchin), 1236 nucleotides long. It is a transcript of the gene XCR1, whose product is annotated as X-C motif chemokine receptor 1. Bases 234 to 1235 code for a protein of 333 amino acids. The transcript has 3 exons. Gene Ontology annotation, cellular component: membrane. NCBI's taxonomy places the organism in Eukaryota, Metazoa, Chordata, Mammalia, Primates, Cebidae. Gene Ontology annotation, molecular function: chemokine receptor activity. Gene Ontology annotation, biological process: chemotaxis; G protein-coupled receptor signaling pathway; immune response. The record is from RefSeq and is a predicted model, not a curated record.
UAAGUGAAAUAUGAAACAGAGAAUCACCAUUUCUGCCUCAAGACGCAUGUAGAGAGGUGUAGAUUCAGGUUGGAGUGCAGUGGCGUGAUCACAGCUCUCUGCAGUCUUGCCUUCCUGGGCUCAAGCAAUCUUUCCCCACCAGCCACCACUCCCCAGUUUCCUGAGCUAGAGCUAGACUAUAGGCAUGUGCCACCACACCUGGAUGCUCUAAACGUCCCUGCCACCUGGUCCCGAUGGAGUCCUCAGGCAACCCAGAGAGCACCACCUUUUUUUACUAUGACCUUCAGAGCCAGCUGUGUGAGAAUGAGACCUGGGUCUUUGCUACAUUCGCCACCACCAUCCUGUACUGCCUGGUGUUCCUCCUCAGCCUAGUGGGCAACAGCUUGGUGCUGUGGGUCCUGGUGAAGUAUGAGAGCCUGGAGUCCCUCACCAACAUCUUCGUCCUCAACCUGUGUCUCUCAGACCUGGUGUUCGCCUGCUUGUUGCCUGUGUGGAUCUCCCCAUACUACUGGGGUUGGGUGCUGGGAGAUUUCCUCUGCAAGCUCCUCAAUAUGAUCUUCUCCAUCAGCCUCUACAGCAGCAUCUUCUUCCUGACCAUCAUGACCAUCCACCGUUACCUGUCCGUGGUGAGGCCCCUCUCCACCCUGCGUGUCCCCUCCCUCCGCUGCCGGGUGCUGGUGACCACAGCUGUGUGGGUAGCCAGUAUCCUGUCCUCCAUCCUCGACACCAUCUUCCACAAGGUGCUUCCUUGGGGCUGUGAUUAUGCCGAACUCACAUGGUACCUCACCUCGGUCUACCAGCACAACCUCUUCUUCCUGCUGUCACUGGGGAUUAUCCUGUUCUGCUACGUGGAGAUCCUCAGGACCCUGUUCCGCUCGCGCUCCAAGCGGCGUCACCGCACGGUCAAGCUCAUCUUCGCCAUCGUGAUGGCCUACUUCCUCAGCUGGGGUCCUUACAACCUCACCCUGUUUCUGCAGACACUGCUUAAGACCAGUGUCAUCCAGAGCUGUGAGGCCAUCCAGCAGCUGGAAUACGCCCUGCUCAUCUGCCGCAAUCUCGCCUUCUCCCACUGCUGCUUCAACCCGGUGCUCUACGUCUUCGUGGGGGUCAAGUUCCGCACGCACCUGAAACACGUCCUCCAGCAGUUCUGGUUCUGCCGGCUGCAGGCGCCCAGCCAACCCCUGGUGCUCAAGUCCCCUGGCGGGUCCGCCAAUGAGGGCGCCUCCUUCUACUGAG